UGAAUGAAAGUUUGGAUCAGGGAAGUUUACUGAAAGUUUCAGUCGGAGCCAAAGCUGUACUCACGCGUUCUCUCAGUCACUCUGACCGUUCCGACAGUCUGCCAUGGAGGAGGCGCAGCACCUAAGGCAUCCUGCUCUGCUUUCGCUGCUGUUUCUUACGGCAGCUAGUUGUAGCCAGCAGGCUGUGGAGGUUGUCCUGCUGGAUUUUGCCUCGGCACAUGGAGAGCUCGGCUGGUUGACUGACCCAUACAAUGCAGCUUGGGAUCUUCUUCAAAACGUGUGGAAUGACACCCCCAUAUACAUGUACUCUGUGUGUAAUGUGGUGGAAGGUGAUCAGGACAACUGGUUACGGACUAACUGGAUCUAUCGUGGAGAGGCUCAGCGAAUAUUUGUCGAGCUGAAGUUCACCGUGCGUGACUGUAACAGCUUCCCCGAGAUCGAGACCUCUUGCAAGGAGACCUUCAACCUCUACUAUGUUGAGUCAGACUUUGAUUAUGGGACAAUUUUCAGGAAGAACCAGUUCAAAAAAAUUGACACCAUAGCCCCCGACGAAGUCACAAAGAAAGAGGACUUUAGCACCCGAAACGUGAAGGUCAAUGUCGAGGUGCGUGCAGUGGGCCCACUGAAGCAGAAAGGCUUUUAUUUAGCUUUCCAAGAUGUUGGUGCCUGUGUCGCCCUCCUGUCAGUACGUGUGUACUACAAGAAGUGCCCAGCCAUGGUCCGCAACAUGGCCGCCUUUCCAGAAACCAUAGCUGGCGAGGAUUCCCAAGCGCUCUCCGAGGUUCUCGGCUCUUGUGUGGAGAACGCGGUGGCCCACGAACCUCCAAAGAUGUACUGCAAUGCUGACGGCGAGUGGCUGGUCCCAGUUGGGCAGUGCAUGUGCAAAGCUGCGUACGAGAUGGUGAAUGGAACCUGCAGAGAGUGUGAAGAGGGCUUCUUCAAAUCGGAGGCCUCCAACGAUCCCUGCGCAGAAUGUCCUGCCAACACUCAGCCCUCCGAAGCGGGUUCCACAUCGUGUCCCUGCAAGGACGGUUUCUACCGAGCUCCCAGUGACCCGGCCACCUCUGCCUGUUCUCAACCACCAUCUGUGCCAGAAGGUCUGACUGCUACGGCCAUGGGUUCCACAGUCGUGUUAAAAUGGAUGCCGCCCAGUGACACCGGGGGUCGCAGUGACAUCACCUACACUGUGGUGUGCGAGCGUUGUGCCUGGGACACGGGAAGCUGCAAACCUUGCGAGGCUGCUGUCCACUUUACCCGCCGGUCUCCGUUUGUCCAGACUACAGUGAGUGUGAUGGAGCUGGAGCCGCACACCAACUACACCUUCAGGGUGGAAGCGAGGAACGGGGUAUCUGAUCAGAGCGCCACGCGCAGCAUUGCCAGCACUGUGGCCUUCAUCAAUGAGACGGAGCCUCCUAAAAUCACCUCGAUCGUUAUGGAGGAUCAGGAGAAGACCAGCCUUACUCUGUCCUGGAGUGUUCCCAAGAGGCAACUGAGAAGGAUUUCUGGCUAUGAGCUCAUGUACAGCAAAAAGGUGGAUCAACAGAGCUACACGGUGCUGCGGUCUGACAAUAACUUUGUGAAGGUUACAAACUUGCAGCCUGGAACGGUGUAUGUUUUUCGUGUGCAGGCGAUGAUGCCCAGUGGGGCUGGGUUUUACAGUGAGACCUAUGAGUUCCCGACUCUCCCAGAUAAAGAUUCGAGUUUGACACUUAUAGUGGGCUUGGUGGUUGGAGGAGUGGUGCUGUUGCUGAUGCUGUGCAUUGUCAUCUAUAUUAGGCGGAGGAAACCAAGUGCCCGGGCACGUCAGGGACCUGAGGAUAUUUAUUUCACCAAACUCCCUGACCAGCUGAAGCCUCUGAAGACCUAUGUUGAUCCACAUACGUACGAGGACCCAAACCAGGCUGUCCUAAAGUUUGCCGAUGAGAUUCAUCCAUCUGCGAUCACCAAGCAGAAAGUGAUUGGAGCCGGUGAGUUUGGUGAAGUCUACAAAGGCAUUUUGAAGAAGGGACGGAAGGAAAUUAGUGUUGCGAUUAAAACCCUGAAAGCUGGCUACACGGAGAGCCAAAGGAUUGAUUUCCUGAGUGAAGCGAGCAUCAUGGGACAGUUCAGUCACCACAACAUCAUUCACCUGGAGGGGGUCGUGACCAAAUACAAACCCCUGAUGAUUGUGACAGAGUAUAUGGAGAAUGGAGCACUAGAUGCCUAUCUCCGGAGGAACGAUGGCGACUUCUCUUCUCUCCAACUGGUCGGAAUGCUGCGGGGAAUUUCCUCCGGCAUGAAGUACCUUUCUGACAUGAACUACGUGCACAGGGAUCUAGCGGCUCGUAACAUCCUAGUGAAUAGUCAGCUGGUUUGCAAAGUCUCAGACUUUGGGCUGUCCCGAGUUUUGGAAGAUGACACCGAGGGGACGUACACCACUAGUGGAGGGAAGAUUCCCAUCCGCUGGACAGCUCCAGAGGCCAUUGCUUAUCGGAAGUUUACCUCUGCAAGUGACGUGUGGAGUUUCGGCAUUGUAAUGUGGGAAGUCUUGUCCUAUGGCGAGAGGCCUUACUGGGAUAUGUCCAAUCAUGAGGUGAUGAAAUCGAUAAAUGAAGGAUUCCGCCUGCCUGCUCCGAUGGACUGCCCUUCAGCCAUCUACCAGCUGAUGAUGCAGUGCUGGCAACAAGAGAGGGCCAAGCGACCCAAAUUCUGUGACAUUGUCAACAUCCUUGACAAACUGAUCCGCAACCCUGACUCCCUGAAAAACAUUGCAGACUUUGACCCACGAGUAUCCAUCCGACUGCCUAGCACAAGUGGAACCGAUGGCAUGAUCUUCCGUACUGUCAACGAGUGGCUGGACUCUAUCAAGAUGGGCCAGUACCUGGAGAAUUUUAUGACAGCUGGAUACAACACCAUGGAGCAUAUUGUUCAGCUAACCACAGAAGAUGUGAAGAAGAUUGGAGUCCGGUUACCAGGCCACCAGAAACGGAUUGCUUAUAGCAUUCUGGGACUGCAGGAACAGGCUAGCAGCAUGGGUGUAUACACUGUAUGAACUGUUCCUGUACCCUGCACCCAGGAGGCUAAAACCUUCCAAGACCUAUUUCCAGACAACUUUCAAUACUUGAAUAGCACAACAACUCUGUACAUGAGUGCUGGAAGGAUCCAGUGCUGAAGAAAAACUUUAAUUUUUUUAACCUUUUUUCUUAAAAAAAAACUAGAAGAGAUUUUGAAUGGAAAGAGACGAAGGCAUCAGCACAUGGAUUUCACCAUUCCUGUCAUUGGUGCUUGGAAUUCCAACUGUCCAGUGCCCAACAUGAUUGCAUUGGGAAGAGGGGAGCAUUUCAGAAGGCUGACAGCCAAAGUGGCUAUAAUUGAGUUGUUGAGCUGGUGCAGUGUGUGUCCAUGGAAGGAAUGAACUGCUUUAUUUGGAUCUUCGUGGUAUCCAUUUUGACUGUGUGCAGUUUAAUCAUUACCUGAUUGGGUUGUUUGUUGGCUUCUUCUCUCACUAAUAGUAACAGAUGCAAGUGCUCUAUAGGAUCAUUCUAGGAGAUGCCUCUUUACUCAACAGCAUCUUCAGAGUCCCCUCUAUAUAAAAGUUGAGACUCUUAUCAGGAAACACUUGUUUUUGGAAUGCUACGUUUCCUAUUUAUGAGGCUUUGAAGAAUUAGCUGGAUGGCAUUAGUCCAGACUGAGCUGGCAUGUAGAUCAUUUGUUCUGAAUGAUUUUGUAUAAAUGUAGUUUAAGCAGUUGAGGAGAACAAGCAUGAAAGGCAACUGGCUAAAUUGCGAACAGCAUUUUGCAGUUGGUUGAACGUGUAUUUUUUUUGUUGUUGGUCCUGUUGAAUGAUUUCUGCGUAGAAUAAUGCCACCCCAAACUCCCUUGCUUUGGGCUGGAAUAUACUUGGUGGCUGUAAAACUCCUCGUGUGUAUGAUGAAACAGUUAGAAUACAGUACCGUGCGAUGAGGCACUGGACAUGAUCCCUGGAUGGUAGGUUGGGGCGUUCCAAAUCCAUCAGCAUUGCUGACCGUCGGGCAGAAUGCCAUCUGUUUAAUGAGGGGCAGGUCAUUCAACCAAUCACAGUCAUGUACCACUCAAGCCAGUUCAAAGACUACCUCGCCCCACACCUGCGGUAACUUUUAACUGUUUUCUGACACAAGCUGCCAACAACGCACCACAUUGUUAAAUCCCAAAGGCAAACAAAUUCCCAUGUGUCUGAUCUCCACAUCCUGCAAACAUUCCCAUUUCAAAGUUUUCCUCACCCUGUCUGUGUAAUUGUAAUGCACUUCGAUAACAAUCAAUUAAACAGAAUAGCAAUAAAGGUUGCUACCUUUUUAGGGUUGGGGAGGCAUAUCUAAGUGGUAGAUUUGCACACAGCAUUAUCAGGGGAAAUCUUUUAUUUUUCAAAUCCAUGUAUUUCUUAAGUUUUAAAGAUUGAAUUUGCACAGCUUAAAUUUCCUGAUUUUAUAUGAAUCUGACUAUAUAUAUAAUAUGUAUUAUAUAUAUUAUGUAUAUAGUGAGCCUCUUCAGAAAUAGUUCGAUACUUCUGCUUUUUUUUUAAAAAAAGGAAAAUGUUUUAUUUAAACUGUGUGUAUUUAUUCCGUGCUUUCUUCCAUACUUUUUUAAUUUAUUUAACUCUCAACUUAAUUUUUGUUGCCUCUGGCUGCAACUUGUUUGAUUUUUACUCUUUUUAUUGUCUCCAAGUUGCUUUGUAUUUAGAAAAUGAUUUUAUUUAUUCAGACCAAAGAGAGACAACUGAUGGAAAAGGCCCUUUAUACAAAGAUAUAGGUUUUUUUUUGUAAUAAAAGCUGGUG
Messenger RNA from Stegostoma tigrinum, 4790 nucleotides. RefSeq names its product eph receptor A2 b (gene epha2b). The transcript has 17 exons. Gene Ontology annotation, molecular function: protein binding; ATP binding; transmembrane-ephrin receptor activity. The record is from RefSeq and is a predicted model, not a curated record. Lineage: Eukaryota; Metazoa; Chordata; Chondrichthyes; Orectolobiformes; Stegostomatidae. The coding region runs from base 104 to 3031 and encodes 975 amino acids. Gene Ontology annotation, cellular component: plasma membrane; neuron projection. Gene Ontology annotation, biological process: axon guidance; protein phosphorylation; cell surface receptor protein tyrosine kinase signaling pathway.